GAGCCCUCAUGUCUGGAGCAUACUUUUGCCAAGAAAUUUGGAUCUCAGUGAUCCCUGAGAUCCUGGUGUUCAGUGACUCUUUGGCCUCAUAAGGAGCUGUGCCAGUGUGAUCCAAGUUUGAUUCCUGGUCCAGUGUUGUCAUUUCCCAGCUUUCCCUUAAAUGCAGAGGUGCCCGUGCUCCAAAGGGUGGAGAAGACAUCUCCAGAAAGAAGUGGGAAUGAGAGAUGUGUUCCAAGCCUGUUGAGACAAAAGGUGGUUUAUUUCAUACCUGAUUUUUGGGGUGUGGGUUGGUGUUGCUUAUCUGAGGGGAAGAGUAUCAUGAACAGCUCCCUGUUCCCAACCUUGGCAGGUCCAGAUGUCCAAAACUGGUGCUCUGUUUUCCUGGGCUCCUCCAGUGGGGGCUCUACAAGACCAGUGCAAGGAUCUCCUGAUUUUAACAUGACUGGAGAAGCCAGUUUGUACCUACCCAACUUCACUCCUGGGAGCUGGCAUUUGCUGCCUUGAGAUUCUUUGGGAUAAACAAGCCAGUAACUCAGGCCUGUCAAAGGAAACAGGUGCCAGAAGUUUUUGACAGGAGUGAAAGCGUAAAUAUUUUCAGUGGAUCUGCCCCAGAGUCCUCUGUUGAUGUUUCUUUAACCUUUGUCUCCUUGCUUUGGCUGCUCAUGUUUGUAUUUGCAUGAGAGGAGAGUUCUGGUGACAUCCAGUGGGCUGAGAGGCAGGAGAUUGGCUUUGGAUCUGAGUUGGCAUUGGCUUCCUCUUGGAUUUUGGGAUUGUCUUGUACUCUGAACACAGCUUUGGAUGGGCUGGAGCUCCAGAUCACCCUCCAAGGGCACUGAGAAAAGCAGCAGCUUUUGAUCACUUAGGAGCUCCAUGUUCUUCCUUCAGGGCACCAGGAGGGCCCUCUGGACGAAGUGGACAUCGGAUGGUUGUGUGCAAAAGGCAGCUGAUCAUCUUUGGAGGUUUCCAUGAGAGUGCAAGAGAUUUCAUCUACUACAACGAUGUGUACACCUUCAACCUGGACUCCUUCACCUGGAGCAAGCUGGCUCCUGCAGGGAUGGGGCCUGCUCCAAGAUCUGGCUGUCAAAUGACUCCCACCCCUGAGGGCAACAUCAUCAUCUAUGGAGGCUACUCCAAGCAGAGGAUCAAGAAAGACGUGGACAAAGGCAUCCUGCACACAGAUAUGUUCCUGCUGAAGGCUGAAGGAGCAGGCAAGGAGGAAGACAGGUGGAGCUGGAGUCGGCUCAGCCCCUCUGGAGUGAAACCCACUCCCAGGUCCGGCUUUUCCGUGGCUGCUGCUCCCAACAACCGCUGCCUCCUUUUUGGGGGAGUGCACGAUGAGGAGGAUGAGGAGAGCAUUGAAGGGAACUUCUUUAAUGACAUUUAUUUCUAUGACAUCGGGAAGAACCGCUGGUUCCCUGCACAGCUCAAGGGCCCAAAAUCAGAGAAGAGGAAGCGCAGGCGUGGCAGACAGGCUGGGGCAGAGGCUGCUGGAGAGGAGGAGCUGCAGCUGCCACCUCCCCAGGGGCCCCUGGAGAUCGUCAAGGAGGUGGUGGCAGAAGAUGGCACCGUCAUGACCAUCAAGCAGGUGAUCCCUGGAGCUGCAGAAGACAAGGACAGGUCUGGCUCAGAGGAGGAGGAGGAGGAAGAGGAAGGUGGAGCCCUGGGCCAGCCUGUGGAGCCGUGCCCACGCUCCAGUGCCAUGGUGGCAGUGAAACACGGGGUCCUCUACGUGUACGGGGGCAUGUUCGAGGUGGGAGACCGCCUGGUGACCCUCAGUGACCUGCACAGCAUCGACCUGCACAGGAUGGAGCAGUGGAAGGUGCUGCUGGAGAUGGAUCCAAAAACUCAGGAAUGGCUGGAGGAGUCGGAGUCAGAUGAAGAGGAGGAGGAUGAUGUGGAGGGUGCAGAGGGAGGGGAGGAAGAAGAAGAGAGCUCUGAAGAGGAGAGUGAAGAUGAGGAAGGGGAGCAGCAGCACCCAGCGGUGCAGCCUGGGGAGAACCAGGCCCAGUACGUGGCCAGGACAGAGCAGUACUGGCUCAGGCUGGCCCGCAGCCACAUGGGCCCCGAAGCCAAGGACAAGAAGGUGCUCAAGGUGGCUCAUGCCAUGGCCAAGACUUUCUAUGAAGAUCCCAUCCAGAUGUCCUGAGGCUGCUCCAGCAGUGAAGGAACGUGCUGGGAGCGGUGGUCAGCCCUGCUGAGCUCAGCCUGAUGUCCAUCCUGGCCUCCAGCCUUUCCCAGCUCUGGGCUGACUGUCCUGGAUGGAUGCUCUGGAUCUGCUGUUACUCCUGGGAAUGCUGUGGGAGGCUCCUGAGGAACAGGAUUGCUGUCCAAGCACUUGUUCUGCUGAGGUUGGGCCGUGCAGCACUGACUUUGCUGCUUGGGGUCUGUCCAGACAAACUGUGCACAUGACAAUGGUUCACUGGUCCCAAAUUCUGGCUGGGGCCAGGACGUUCUCCAGGGGUUCCUACAAUAAACUGACUUGGUUGUAUCA
This is a messenger RNA of Cyanistes caeruleus (blue tit), 2491 nucleotides long. The record is from RefSeq and is a predicted model, not a curated record. Lineage: Eukaryota; Metazoa; Chordata; Aves; Passeriformes; Paridae.